CGGAGUGGCGGGGAGUGGAGCGGGCCAGAGCGGCUGGCUGGCUGGCAGGCAGGCAGGCAGGCAGCACGGGGAAUAAAACGAAGGGAUCCUCGCUUUUUUCUUUCCCCCCCAUCUAUAUUUUUUUCCUUCUCGGUACUUUCUCCUUCUUUUCCGAAACGUUUUUGGACUAAGUUUUCUUCAGACCGUCUGGGCUUGGCUUUUUUUUUAUUAUUAUUUUUUUACUUUUGCAAAGGUUUUUUAUUUAUUUUUUCCUUUUUUUUUUUUCUGAGUGUUGUGUGUAGCAAAAAAAGAAAAGUUACUGUCGAGCCAAGUAACCCAGGCGCUCUGCAGGGAGGAGGGGGAAGAAGAGAAGGAAAAAGUUGCCUUUGUUGCUAGCGAGCUUUUGCUGCCUUGAUGUGACUGCGGGCAAGCGACUGCAAACAGGGCCGGCGUGCGAGUGUCGGCAGCGCGGCUCUCCGCCUCCUCACGCCGGCAGGCUCCGCUUCCCGCAGCCCCCUCGGAGGCGGCCGGGGCCGCGCCGCUCCGCUCCCUCCGCCCGCGGCGGCGGCGUGAGAGCGCCCGCGCAGGGCUCUGCCCGGCCGGGGAGCGCGGGGGCGGCUCCCGGCGGCCCCUCCGUCGGUUGCCAUGGUGCCGCGGCCCGGCGUGCUGUGGGCAGUGGCGGCGGCGGCGCUGGCGCUGCUGGUCCGGCGGGCGGCGGCGGCGCUGGCGGGGCCGGUGGUCCGCUGCGAGCCUUGCGACGCUCGGGCGCUGCAGCAGUGCAAGCCCCUGCAGCCCGACUGCCCCGAACGGGUGCGGGAGCCGGGCUGCGGCUGCUGCCUCACCUGCGCCCUGCGCGCGGGGCAGCCCUGCGGCAUCUACACGGAGCGCUGCGGCGCCGGGCUCAGCUGCCAGCCGCGGCGGGAAGAGGCGCGGCCGCUGCAGGCGCUGCUCGAGGGCCGCGGGCUCUGCACUAACGCUACGGCGGGCGGCAGGCUGCGGGCCUUCCUGCUGCCGGGACCGCACGCUGCAGGAAAUUUCAGUGAUUCAGAAGAAGACAGGAGUACCAGCAGCGUAGAAAAUCAGGCCAUUCCAAACUCUCACAGAGUGCCAGAUUCCAAGUCACAUCCACCACACAUCAAAAUAGAUAUCAUCAGGAAAGUACAAGCCAAAGAUACACAACGCUAUAAAGUUGAAUAUGAUUCGCAGAGUACGGAUACAUUGAAUUUCUCUUCUGAAUCCAAACAAGAGACUGAAUAUGGUCCAUGUCGUAGAGAAAUGGAAGACACUUUAAACCACCUAAAGAUCCUGAAUGUCUUGAGUCCCAGGGGAUUUCAUAUUCCAAAUUGUGACAAGAAGGGAUUCUACAAGAAAAAGCAAUGUCGCCCAUCCAAAGGCCGAAAAAGAGGUUAUUGCUGGUGCGUGGAUAAAUAUGGACAGCCACUUCCUGGGUAUGAUGGGAAGGGAAAAGGAGAUGUCCACUGCUAUAACUUGGAAAGCAAAUGAGGGCUAAGUGCCAGCUCUUCUGGCAUCUGUGCACGGCCACUGGACCUCACAGAGACCUUGGAGGGGCUGGGCAAACACUGUGGGACUGCACUGUGUGUGGAGUAACAAGCUCUGCCUCCUGCAGCACAUGGGGAGUUGCAGCCUCUGUGGAUGCUGCUGCAGCUGCACCCUGCCACUGACACACAUCGAGCUUCCUAUGGGAUGUGUAGGGAGCUCUGAAUUCCCAUGUAAACCUGCACUAUUGAUACCCAGAGAGAGAAAAACAAAAGGCACUUCAGAAUGGAAUCAGGGAGUCUCCACUGACUUUUUAAAGAAUGGCCUGUGACCAAUUUGAUCCCAAAAGAUAUCGGGUUUUUUAAAGAUUUUAUAGACGUUAAGCUUGUAAAAGUAUUAAAAAGAAAAACAAAACCAAAAAACCCACAAUGAUUUAAAGGUUAAGUUUUUUUACAGGUCUGAUGGGAAACUUGUCUUCACGGGUAAAAAGUUUUAUAAAAAUCUCAAAGAACUUUUUAAAGAAAUGUAUUUCUAAAAUAAAGACGUGGCUAUUUUUUUCUGUAAAAUAUAUUAUGAAUAUUCUGUUAGUCUGUAUUUAAUAUAAUUGUUUUUUAAUAAACUUUAUUUAAAUGUAACAUGUGAAUACCAAAUAUUACACAGUAACUCUAGUGUAUACAUCUGUAUGCAAAGAGAAAGUAAAGUAAGGUUAUGGGAUGAUUUGCAAAUAUGUAUAAAUCUGUAUGCAUACACACUGACCUGUUCUAGGUAAAAGAAAUGAAUUUUUGAAGCAAAGGAAAUGUUUCCAGAAGGGAUUGAGUUUUAUUAUUUGAUAUAACUACAAAUACCAAGAUAAUAUUUUUCUUAAUUAUUUUAUUGGUAAUUCUAAUGUACCCAUCACUGAAUUAUGCCACUGGAAAGGAUAACAAUCGCACUGAAGCUCUUGGUAAAGCUUUCUUCUGUCUGUAUGUUGCUUCAGUUUGUGCAACAGGGCUUACAUUUCCUCCAUUUACUGCUUACACUCAUACAGAAUAUUCAUGGAGAAAAAAUUGCUGUUACAGUACUACUCUUUGCAUUUGCUUAUUUAUUUUGAAAAGGUGUAUCUAGUCUGUGUUGUCUUGGUACCUUCUGCCAAAGCACUUACUCUGUAUGAGGAACUCCUGUUGAAAACAACGUUGACAAGAUGGGGUCUUGAGACCCACGCAUUUCAUUUAUGCGACACAAAAUUGUUGCUUUCUUUGACUAUGGUGGAAUCAUUUGCCUGCAUCUAAGCAUAGAAAAAGAACCAUUUGGUUUAAAUAGUUAAACUCACUGUCUGCCAUAGUGCUACAUGUCUUUUUAAUUGGAAGAGAAGUGAUUUGGUUUUGUUGUGGUAUGUGAUGCUUUCACAUAA
Molecule: messenger RNA, 2866 nt
Organism: Parus major (Great Tit)
Lineage: Eukaryota; Metazoa; Chordata; Aves; Passeriformes; Paridae
Gene: IGFBP3
Product: insulin like growth factor binding protein 3
Exons: 4
Coding region: 625-1482 (285 amino acids)
Biological process (GO): regulation of insulin-like growth factor receptor signaling pathway
Cellular component (GO): extracellular region
Molecular function (GO): insulin-like growth factor I binding; fibronectin binding; insulin-like growth factor II binding
Source: RefSeq, a predicted model, not a curated record